Molecule: messenger RNA, 995 nt
Organism: Drosophila albomicans
Lineage: Eukaryota; Metazoa; Arthropoda; Insecta; Diptera; Drosophilidae
Exons: 2
Coding region: 158-511 (117 amino acids)
Source: RefSeq, a predicted model, not a curated record
CGGUUACACUGUCGUAGACCAUUUUAAAUAAACCGUUCAUUGGCGAAGGUGGCGUCGGUUUUCGCAGUGAAAAAUUUCCAUUAAACAAAAGAGCGCUGCAAACAAAGCGAAAAAGUGUACUUUACAAAUAAGUAAAUCAAGUUUAUAAGCAACUACAAUGACUUCCACCGAACUGAAAAUUGGCCUCAACACCAGCUCUCGUCCCUCCAGCCGCGUCCUGAAGCCUCCAGGUGGCGGACACACCAACAUUUUUUCGGAACCUGAAGUUGCCGUGAAUGCCCCGCGUCCCAAAUACAAUCAACAGAACUCUUCCAAUCUAAAUGCCUGCAUGGGUUCCACGGAUGCCAAUCAGGUGGUGGAGAAGCUGCGGGAUGAGGUAGCUGCCGCCCCAAAGGAGGAACAGAAGCCUGCAGCUAGCCAGCCCAAAGAGAGCAAUGGAAACAAAGGAGCGUCAGAUCAGGCGCGUGGUCGUGUUCCUCCCGGCGGUUACUCAUCGGGUGGCUUCUGGUAGACGAAGCAGGAUGGUCGGAUGGAUGGAUGGAUGGGGUAGCUGUAGUUGUGUGGCUGCCACACGCAUUUAAUGACACUCUCACACAAACAAACACACACUCACAUACACACACAAGCCAAGACAUCCUCAACACCAUUAAAUACAUUUAUAAAUAUAAAUCGCUUAAACUAUUACAUAUAUAUACAAUAUUUAGCCUAUACAACAUUCAUAUUCAUAUUCCAAAAUUGGCUACAAAAUGUUCAAACCGUUGAAAACAAAAGUUGAUAAUGAAUGCGAAUUAAUUAUCCAAUUUUAUUGCUGACAUUCAUUGACUAUACUAUUAUAUAUUCGCCUUUUUUCUGCUCUCUUUCUCAUUUUUGCAUUUGAUUUAUGAUUUUUGUGUUUCUAUUCUAUGCAUAACUAUUUUAUAAAACGUCUAACGCAAUUGUUUAAACUUUAAGUGCGAUUCCGCCCUAAUAAAACAUACAAAUUAAAAAACGAAAAC